Macrosiphum euphorbiae (potato aphid) is the source of this 540-nucleotide messenger RNA. Lineage: Eukaryota; Metazoa; Arthropoda; Insecta; Hemiptera; Aphididae. The record is from the annotation of a GenBank genome assembly.
AUGAAAAAAGAGGUUAGGAACUAUAUCAGCAAUUGUAAACCAUGCCAAAUUAAUAAGGAAAAACGAAAAAGCAAACAACCACUAGUAAUUUAUACCACUUCAUCGACAGCUUUUGAAAGAGUAGCUUUAGAUAUAGUAGGACCUCUGACGAAAUCAAGAAAUGAUUACAUGUACAUCUUAACCCUUCAAGAUGAUUUAACUAAAUUUUCGGCUGCAUAUCCAUUAAAAACCACGGACGCAGCGACCAUAGCUAAGACAUUUGUAGAAAAAUUCGUUUGUUAUUUCGGAAAUCCUACAAAUAUAUUAAGUGAUCAAGGUUCAAAUUUUUUAUCAUCGUUAUUUAAACAGAUGUGCAAAUUAUUAAAAAUUAAUAAAAUGCAAACCACAGCUUAUUCGCCAAUGACCAAUGUUGCUCUUGAACGUAGCCAUAAAACAUUAAAGGAAUAUUUGAGGAACUUUAGUGACGAAAAACAAGAAAAUUGGUGUGAAAUGUUAAGUUAUGCGAGUAUAUGUAUAACACAACACCACAUACCGCUGUAA